This is a messenger RNA of Paramecium sonneborni, 412 nucleotides long. The record is from the annotation of a GenBank genome assembly. Lineage: Eukaryota; Ciliophora; Oligohymenophorea; Peniculida; Parameciidae.
UAUGAGAUAAGUUUUUGGUACAUCAAGAUUUCAGAACCAAUAAUUUAAUCCUUCAUUGAGUGGAGCAAAGUUAGAUUCGAAUAUGAAAUUGCACUCUAAUUACAAGAAUUUGGAAUAGCAUUAGUUAAGUAAGAUUAAUGAAGAGAGACCACAAGCACAUUAAACAUUUGGUCAUCGCUAUCAACAAUAAGAUUUUGAAUUCUUAAACUUGUAUGAAUCAACGAAACAACUUGUAUCAGUUUAAAUUUAAUAUUGUGAACCUCAUGAAUUGGCGGCUGAUUUGAUUUUAAGGUAUGAUUUAGUAGGAGAUUCGAGUUUAAUAGAGGAAUAGAAAGUAGAUGAAUAAAAAGUUGUUUAAUUGAAUAAUUAAUGUUAGAUUGCAACAGAAAUGAAGAUGGAAUUUGACUAAUGA